AUGUGCAAGCACUUCAGAUAUCAAGGAAUCUCUGACGACGCCAUAAGAUUAAGACUGUUUCCACAUACUCUGCGGGACAAGGCGAUUGAAUGGCUUGAUUCUCAGCCGAUAGCCAGCAUUACUACCUGGAAUGACCUAGCUCAGAAGUUCUGGCUACUUUCAGCUUUCAAGAGCAUGGUCGACUCUUCAACUAAUGGGUCAUUAUCCACAAAAACAAUUGAUGAAGCAUUGAAGUUAUAUGAGACAAUGGCUACAACCUCAGCAAUGUGGACCAUGGAACGAUCAGUACCAAAGAAGACACCAGGAGUUUAUGAAGUGGAUGUAUAUUCAACAUUUUCCGCUAAGAUUGAUUCCUUAUUUCACAAGGUGGAAAACAUUACCCAGUCAGCUAACGCGGCGCAGACAAAGAAGGCAAAUUGUGAAGAAUGUGGAGCUGAGCAUGUGACAGCAGAAUGCCCAAUUUUGACAUAA
Olea europaea var. sylvestris is the source of this 471-nucleotide messenger RNA. RefSeq lists its product as uncharacterized. The coding region runs from base 1 to 471 and encodes 156 amino acids. The record is from RefSeq and is a predicted model, not a curated record. The transcript has 2 exons. Lineage: Eukaryota; Viridiplantae; Streptophyta; Magnoliopsida; Lamiales; Oleaceae.